AUGACAAGAAGGUUACGAUUCCUGCCCUUGUGGCCUCUGGCCCUCUUUAGCGUGCUCACUACAGUGAAUAUGUUGGAAUUCGGUGGGGCACCUGGCCAGUGGGCACGUUAUGGGCGCUGGGAAGCUGGAUCAGUGGGUGAGCUGAGCUUCAGUCUCAAGACCAAUAUCAGCAAAGCCUUGGUACUCUACCUGGAUGAUGGCGGCAACUGUGACUUUUUGGAGCUGUUGAUUGCUGGUGGGCGCCUCCAGUUGCGCUUUGCCAUCCACUGUGCUGAGCCAGCCACCUUGCACAUGGAGACACGGGUGAAUGAUGACCGCUGGCACAUGGUCUUGCUUACCCGCAACUUCCGUGAGACCAUGCUAAUGGUAGAUGGGGAAACAAAAGUGGCUGAGGUCAAGUCAAAGAGGAAGGAAAUGGCAGUGGUCAGUGACCUGUUUGUAGGUGGCAUCCCACCGGACGUGCGGCUGUCUGCACUGACGUCCAGCACAGUGAAGUAUGAGCCACCCUUCCAGGGCUUGAUCUCCAAUCUGAAGGUGGGAGAGAUGCCUCCUACUUUGCUCAAUAGCCAGGGUAUUCAGAGCGACCUGGAGUACCUCUGCACCAAACAGAACCCAUGCUUCAAUGGAGGGUUUUGUUCUAUUCAGUAUGGAGAAGUUCACUGUGACUGCACCCACACACGCUUCAAGGGAAAGUACUGCAAGGAAGCUGAAGAAUAUGCUGUUGAAGGUCUGGCGCACCUGACGUUAAACGACCAAGGUGACUCAUCUCAAGUUGGCAAGGAAGAAUCAGUAGCCACCUUCAAGGGCAACGAGUUCUUCUGCUACGACCUGUCUAUGACACCCAUCCAGAGCAGCACCGACGAGAUCACACUUUCCUUCCGAACGCUGCAACGCAACGGGCUCAUGCUGCACACCGGCAAGUCGGCUGACUACGUGAAUCUUUCCUUGAAGAGCGGCGCUGUUUGGCUGGUCAUCAACCUGGGCUCAGGGGCCUUCGAGGCUCUGGUGGAGCCUGUCAACGGCAAGUUCAAUGACAACGCCUGGCAUGACGUGCGCGUCACCCGCAACCUGCGCCAGCACGCAGGCAUUGGACACGCUAUGGUGACCAUCUCAGUUGAUGGUAUUUUGACCACCACUGGUUACACCCAGGAAGAUUACACCAUGCUGGGCUCCGAUGACUUCUUCUACAUUGGAGGGAGUCCAAACACUGCAGACCUGCCUGGAUCACCAGUCAGCAACAACUUCAUGGGCUGCCUAAAAGAUGUGGUGUACAAAAACAAUGACUUUAAGCUGGAGCUGUCACGGCUGGCCAUCGAGCGUGACCCUAAAAUCACCCUGAAUGGGGAUCUGGUGUUUCGCUGCGAGGAUGUAGCUGCCCUGGAUCCUGUAACAUUUGAGACCCCCGAGUCCUACAUCUCUCUGCCAAAGUGGAACACCAAGAAGACAGGCUCUAUCUCAUUUGACUUCCGCACCACAGAGCCCAGCGGCCUUCUGUUAUUCAGCCACGGACGGCCUCAGGGGCCUAAAGAGCAGAAGCCCGGUAGGGAGCUGAAGACUGAUUACUUUGCCAUGGAACUUCUGGAUGGGUAUUUGUACCUGCUGAUUGAUAUGGGCUCUGGAAAAACAAAGCUCAAGGCCAGCAACAAGAAGGUCAAUGAUGGGGAAUGGUGCCAUGUGGAUUUCCAAAGAGAAGGAAGGAAAGGAUCUAUCUCUGUCAACAGCCGCAGCAUGCCCUUCAGCUCCCCAGAGGGCAGCGAAAUCCUGGACCUGGACAGUGAUAUGUACUUAGGCGGGCUGCCCGAGACUAAGUCAGAUCUCAUCCUGCCACCAGAGGUUUGGACAGCACUCCUUAACUACGGCUACGUAGGCUGCGUCCGUGACCUCUUCAUCGACGGCAAGAGCCGGGAUGUCCGUCGGCUGGCUGAGAUCCAGAGUGCCCUGGGUGUCAGCAGUUUCUGCACCCGUGAGCUGCAGAAACGGUGCAGCAGUGCCCCCUGUGGCAAUGGAGGGCUGUGCAAAGAGGGCUGGAACCGCUACAUUUGUGAUUGCACUGGCACUGGAUACCUGGGUACCAACUGUGAGAUAGAGGCAACAGUGCUGAGUUAUGACGGCAGCAUGUACCUGAAGAUCAUCAUGCCGGUCACCAUGCACACGGAGGCCGAAGACGUGGCGCUGCGCUUCAUGUCUCAGCGAGCGUACGGCCUGCUCAUGGCCACCACCUCCAAAGAGUCAGCGGACACCCUGCGACUGGAGCUGGACGGAGGCCGUGUCAAGCUCACCGUCAACCUCGAUUGUAUCAGGAUAGACUGUAGCCUCAGCAAAGGACCUGAGACACUGUUCGCGGGGCAGAAGCUGAACGAUAACGAGUGGCACACGGUGAAGGUGGUGCGAAGAGGCAAGAGCCUACAGCUGUCUGUGGAUAAUGUCACAGUGGAAGGCCAGAUGACUGGUGCCCACACACGUCUUGAGUUCCACAACAUUGAGACGGGCAUCAUGACUGAGCGCCGCUUCAUAUCCGUGGUGCCCUCAAACUUCAUUGGCCAUCUCCAGGGCCUGACCUUCAAUAGCGUGCCAUAUCUAGACCAGUGUAAAAACGGGGACAUCUCUUUCUGCGAGCUGAAUGCCCGCUUUGGCAUGCGCCACAUCAUUGCAGAUCCGGUGACAUUUCGAACAAAAGGCAGCUACUUAGCAUUAGCAACAUUACAAGCUUACGCCUCCAUGCACCUAUUCUUUCAGUUUAAAACCACCACGCCUGACGGCCUGAUGCUCUUCAACUCUGGAGACGGGAGCGACUUUAUAGUUGUGGAACUGGUAAAGGGGUACAUCCAUUAUGUCUUUGAUCUCGGCAACGGCCCGUCACUGAUGAAGGGCAACUCGGAUAAACCGCUCAAUGACAACCAGUGGCACAAUGUGGUGGUGUCCCGGGAUGCCAACAAUGUACACACGCUCAAGAUUGACUCACGCACCGUUACUCAGCACUCCAAUGGAGCCCGCAACCUGGACCUCAAAGGGGAGCUGUACAUCGGUGGCGUGACAAAGAACAUGUACAGCAGUCUGCCCAAACUGAUUGCAUCUCGGGACGGGUACCAGGGCUGUCUGGCCUCUGUGGACCUGAAUGGGAGACUCCCUGACCUGAUCGCAGAUGCCCUCCACAGGGUGGGCCAGGUGGAACGAGGCUGCGAUGGACCCAGUACCACCUGUACGGAGGAGUCCUGCUACCAUCAGGGGGUGUGUCUCCAGCAGUGGGAGGGCUUCACCUGCGAUUGCAGCAUGACGUCCUACGGAGGCUCAUUUUGCAAUGACCCUGGGACAACAUACAUCUUCGGGCGAGGCGGAGCCCUCAUCACAUAUACCUGGCCACCCAAUGACCGGCCGAGCACACGGGCAGACCGGCUGGCAGUGGGCUUCAGCACGCAGCUGAAGGAGGCUGUUCUGGUCAGGGUGGAGAGUGCCAGGGGACUGGGAGAUUACCUGGAGCUGCACAUAGAACGGGGAAAGGUCGGAGUGAUCUUCAACGUGGGAACAGACGACAUAACCAUCGAGGAGAGCGCGGUGAUGGUGAGCGACGGCAAAUACCACGUGGUGCGAUUUACACGCAGUGGUGGCAAUGCCACACUACAGGUGGACAACCAGCCAGUCAUUGAACGUUUCCCCUCAGGGAACUUUGAUAAUGAGCGCCUGGCUAUUGCUAGACAAAGAAUCCCAUACCGACUUGGUCGGGUAGUUGACGAGUGGCUACUCGACAAAGGUCGGCAGCUGACCAUCUUCAACAGCCAAGCGUUCAUCAAAAUCGGUGGUGGAGAGAAGGGGCGCCACUUCCAGGGCCAGAUCUCAGGCCUGUAUUACAAUGGCCUGCAGGUUCUCAAACUAGCAGCCGAGGGCGACCCCAACGUCCAGACCCAGGGCAACCUGAGGCUGGUGGGUGAUGUGCCCUCGGUGCUGACUACUGACACCACCUCCACCACCCCGCUGGCUGAUAUGUCCACCACAAUUAUGGAGACAACCACCACCAUGGCCACAACCACCACCCGCAAACAGCGCUCACCGACCAUGAGGGACAGUGUGACACAGAAUACAGACGACAUCCUGGUAGCAUCAGCUGAAUGUCCUAGCGAUGACGAAGAUUUGGAGGAGUGUGAGCCUGGAAAUGGAGGUGAAUUAGUGUUGCCCAUUAUUACAGUGGACUCCCUAGACCCCCCAUCUAUCGCCACCCGCUACCCAGUAAUCCCCCCGCCCCCCACCACUUACCGCCCUUUCCUCACCCUGCUUGAUACCACCAAAGAAUCCCUCCCCUUGCCAAACGGCCGGCCCCCUUGCCCCUUGGACCAGGAGGACUGCGAGGAGACCAUCGAGGUGUCGGCGUACGGUUCGGGGGAGAUGACCGAGUCCGAUGACGAGGACUAUUACAAAAAUUCCCCCCUGGUCACCGACAGGACUGUCCUCCCUCCUCCCCCGGCCGUUGAGGGCGGCGUCCAAAACCCCCGAGACAGCCAUUUCUCUCGCUUCCCCAACUCCCACCGCCCCCCGCUCUCCUCCCCCCCCACAGCCAACCCCGACCAGCUGAACCCACGAAUCAAGUCAGCCGGUGGUGGCAGCAGUAGUAGUAGCAACAAUAUUCCUGCCGGGAAAAUGAACACCCGGGACCAAGUGCUGCUGCCGCCAGCCCAGCCCUCUUUGGAUCCAGGUCACCGUAGAGUCCCAGGUAUAACCUAUCCCCCAAAUUUCCCUCAUGUUCCCACUCCAGACCCCACAUCUCCUGAGAGAGGACUCCCGGGCGCCGUGGAGGUACAGCAGUCAAGUAGUACCACUGGAAUGGUGGUGGGCAUUGUGGCAGCUGCUGCCCUCUGCAUCCUCAUCUUGCUCUACGCUAUGUAUAAGUACCGCAACCGUGACGAGGGCUCCUAUCAGGUGGACCAGAGCCGCAACUACAUCAGCAACUCAGCCACGCAGAGCAAUGGAGCCCUGGUGAAGGAGAAACAGCCCAGCACUGCCAAGACAGUCACCAAGAACAAGAAGAACAAAGACAAAGAGUACUACGUCUGAGGGAGUGCCGCCGUGACACACAGAGGCCGACACCAGAAGCACUUAGAAAAGGAAAGAGACGGCAGGGAGAAAGAGAGAGAAGGAGGGAGAGAAGGGAGUAUAUGGAAAACCGCAAUCACAUCACAGUGGCUAACUCAUUUAAAACUUCAAGUAUUGUCAGGUGCUCAUAUGUGUUACCAGUUCAACUCUAAUCAGAGGGAGGCAGCAAAAUAAGACGGCACAGUGACACCGUGGUUCACGUCACACCUUUCUGCAUUGCUUAGAUUGAUUAGACUAAACUUAAAUUUGAUUAAAUGUUUAACCACAGUGUGGGCUCAAGGAAAGGCUAUUACAUCUUAACGCAUACCGUGCCAACAACCGUAUAGCAAAUGCUGAUAAAACAGUGAUUUAUGGGUUAGCAUUUGACAGGUUACUUAAUAUCUUGAGUACUGUAGGAAAGCACCACCAUCAGUAUUUGUGUCAAGGUCUGUGCUUCUUUCUGAGGAGAGCCUGCGUCACCUUAGACAGUAUCAACAUACUUUAUUCCAACAAGGCUCGAAUUAGCAGAUCAGUAUACUGCCAGCUUACAGAAACACUGUGUCAAAUCCAGCUUCUCCACCUCUGUAAGUGUUCGACGUCUCUGAUCUCUCACCUCCCGUCAGAUCUCUCUCUCUCCUUCUCGUUCACCCAAGAGCUCUGUUUCUCUCCUUGUCUACGGUGCCCAGCAGCCGAUGCAACGUAAACUCUGCCGUGUUUCAAGCAUGUAGUAUUCAUUUACGAAAAAGAGAUAAACUGUUUUUCCUUUCUGUGGAGUUUAAAAAACAAAAAAUAUGAUGCUGAUGACUGAUGAUCAUAACAACGUUAAAAGUAGCAACUAUGUGAGAUGCCACUGCUCCAACCUAACGGAUGCUAAAUUGUACGUUUAGCCGCCAAAAACUCGUCAAGGCCAAAAACAAACCCCUUUGGUCGUCCUUUGUUCCAGCAGAUCUGUGUCAUGUGUAUCUGGGGCUCUGAGGUUCCCCCCCCCCCCCUAGUGGGCUAACAGAGAAACUGUCACGUCCUUACAGUUACUAAUCACCGAAAAACAGAAAAAACCUCCAGCAAACAAGAUGAACUCUGUUCUAUAUAAUUAUAAAUAUAUGUAUAGACGUUGCAGAAACAUAUGGACCUAUGUGAGCGAAUCGGAAAGUGAGUUUGCUGAGAAAAGCACAGCAAAGAUAGGAUUCUUGACGUCAGAACAGCUUCA
Molecule: messenger RNA, 6268 nt
Organism: Archocentrus centrarchus (flier cichlid)
Lineage: Eukaryota; Metazoa; Chordata; Actinopteri; Cichliformes; Cichlidae
Gene: nrxn2b
Product: neurexin 2b
Exons: 22
Coding region: 1-5043 (1680 amino acids)
Source: RefSeq, a predicted model, not a curated record